CAGAGUGGGGAGGAACCCAAGCCCCCUCCAUUGUCAGUUCUACAUCCUACUGCUGAGGCCAGCCUGGAAGGAGCCACUAUAGAGUCAGUGAGCCUGGGCCUGGGCCUGGGCCUCCCACACUUAGCAGGAGUGACCUUGUUAUCUACCUAGGGAAUGUCAAUUCCACGGACAGUGACUGUUUGGAACAGUCAUUUGAUAGCUUCUUUGGGCUCUAGGCUAGUUGUGGGCUGUGGGGCUGGGGUGGGGUAACUCCUAGGUGCCUACAUUGGGAAAAACAGCAGCAUACUGUGGCCUGGGCUCCCUGUUGGGGCUGAAGGGAAAAGUAGAAAGUGAUAUAUAGGAAAAACCAGAGUAGUACUUUUCUAUUUAUUACUGGUGUGUAUUUGUGUGUGUGUGUGUGUGUGUGCACAUGCGUGUGUACACGUGUGUGGGAGGCAUAUGCCACAGCAGAGGUCAGAAGACAACUUGGUAGAUUCAGUUCUCUCCAUCCACCUUUAUGUGGGUUUGGGGGGAUCAGACUCAGGUGGCCAGGCUGCAUGGCCAGUGGCUUACCUGCUGAGCUAGCUCCUAGUUAUCUCUUUUGACUCAUUUUCAUACCGACAUGAAAAGAUUAACUCUUUCCCUGCCCUUUCUCCACAACUAUCUCACCCAGAUUCGUGACCCAGGGUUUCAUUUGAGUUAAGAGUCCAUGGGCUUAACUUUUCCUCCCAAAGUUUUUCGGUCUUCACGAUACAUUUUUUCUGACCAGGGCAUUCCCCACACCUUACGGAAGCAGUUUUAAGGCUCAGAAACAGACGAACACCCCAGAACCUGUCCCUCCUACCCUGUCCCUCCCAGGAAGAGCACUCAUCUGUAGAGCAUGUUGGAACAUACCCUUUCCUUCAAAGGACCGUUUUUGGAAUCCUUGGGUGCCGUGGUAGUAAAACCCCCUCUACUGUCUUGAAUGAAGGUUUGCAGGAAGCACAACCAUGAAGGCAGGCUACCCCGGAUUGAGCCACUCUGCCGGGGGUGAGAACCUGUCCUGGCUUCUGUGAAAAGCCUGGCAGGUGGAAAUUCCUAUUUCUCCCUUGUGCUCAGGGACCUAUCUCUGCUCAGCCCCCAGCCCAGUCCCCUUGGUGUUCAAAUGCCCAGGAGCUCGGCCUGAGGUCUGGAAGUACAGUCAUAAAUUCACAGUGGGCUGACUAAAUAAAGCUGACUGACAUUUGUUACUAUAUCCAGUAACCACACACAGUUUUACCUGUUGUUUUAAAAAUAAUAAAAACCCACGUUGACUCCAGCACAAGCAAAUCUAGCUUGGUUCCUUAUUCCUCCCUGCAGCAGGCUCUGUAGGCAGACACACAGGUUCCUCCUGGUCUUAAGCCUUGUUUGCUAGGUGGCCAUGGAGAAAUUUUAAGAAGUGUGCAGGCUUGGGGAGUUAGGAUAAGAACCAAAGGAAACACACCCUCCCAUCCAGCCCGUUAGACGUGGUUGCCUCACAUCCGGUGGGGCUGAGGACUCUACAGUCAGUGAACUCCACUGUACCACCCCAGGUACACUUUCAUUACACUCCCGGAAAGGCUGGGGUCUAACCCGGCUCAAGGGUAGCUGGCUAAGCCGUCCCCUAGCUCUUUGGGAGAUUGGAAGCCAUUGGUUUAUGCCACUAAGAGUUGGGACUUUCGAUUUCCUGGCCCAGGCUGUUGGCUUAAGAUUUAGGAUUAGCAUUCAAGAAGAGGCCAGUAAGGGCCCUGGAGAAGACAGAGGCUCCUCAGGGGAGCCGUGUGUGUGAGUGUACCCAUCCAGAGAUUGCAGUUCUAAGACCCGACAGAAACUGCUGUGUGAUUCACCGACCUGCUGUAAAUCGAAUCUAGUUAGUCUUGAUUUCUCCACUGGGGCAGAGAGAAUCCGAUCUGGGCUUCGAUUUACUUCAGCGUGCCAGGGAAGAACCUCCCCUGUGACGGCCUGCUCCGGUGUUUUCGGUAGACUCCAGGGGCUUCUCCCCUGAAAACCCCCGGGAAGCCUGGGCCUCUUGGUGGCGCCUCCCGCCCUUCUGCAGAGGGCACCCUGGGCCGCCAACCUGAAUGUUAAACAUUAGUAAAUGCAAGUGAUUUUCCUCUUUCAACUGUCAGUCUCCUGGGUCCUGUUGAACUUGGUUUCCUCUUGGGGAUCCUCUGGCAGGACUGUCAAAACCAGAACCCCUUUUCUACCCCUAGUUACUAACUGGACACUGACUUUCUAAUAGCCAACAGCGGAUCAUCCCCUACAGCCGCGGAUAGCACCUGGGGCCUGUGGAUGUGGCUUGCGGUCUGCAGGGGGCACCCGGGGCCCUCCGCGCCGGACAGCGACCAGGUCGGGAGCGUGCGGGUCGGGAGCGCGCGGGAGCCGGAAGGGGCGGGCGGUGCGAUGCUUGAGGGCGUCGCAGUUCUGAAUCCGUCCCCGGAACCGGCCGAGAGGAGUGCUGAGCACACUGCCCUGCCACUCGCCUGCUCUGUCCUGUUCCCGGGUCCCUGCUCUGCGCCCUCUGCGGGUGGGAGGGAGCGGCGUGGCCAGCUCCCGGCUAGUGCAACGAGGCCCCGCAUGUGCCUUCUGGGGGCGGGGGAAGGAGGCACUGGCUAAAGAAAUCUGUGAAUCAGAAGGCCUCCGGGUUCUAGUAACCAGAUCACUGCCAAGAGAAGCAAGUCACUGAGUGUGAAAAACUAUAGCCAUGGGAUCCCCAAAAUCUGAGAACAAAAAGAGAAUCCUUCCCUCAUGGAUGACAGCCCCUGAGGAUGAGCGGAGAGAGCUGUCAGCAAAGACACCCAAAAGGAAGAGGAGAGCGGCUGUGCAGGAGGGGGUAGCAACAAGGGCCCCUGCCACGAAGACUGUGUACUGCAUGAAUGAAGCUGAAAUGGUUGAUGUGGCCCUGGGGAUCCUGAUCGAGGGCCGAAAACAGGAAACGGCGUCUCUGGUGACCACUGAUAAACUGCAGCUCUCCCCUCCCUACUCGGCCUCUCCUCACACCAGUUCCCCCGGGAGCAGCAGCGAGGAAGAGGGCAGCGGGAGCAGCUCGCCUGCUCUAGACCCGAGCCCUUCCCAGGCGCCAGAAGCUGCCGACUCGCCCUGCAGCAGCAGCCCGAAGGAGGAAAAGGAGGAGGAAGAUGUGUUAAAGUAUGUCAGGGAGAUAUUUUUCAGUUGAUGUGAACUGUUCACUGGACUCUGCUGAGAGCGGAGGGGUCUGUUGAGAACUCAGGUUACCACCUACCUCUGUCGCCCUUGAAAACCAGGCCUUGCUCCCAGCUUCCAGUCCCAGGAGGCUUUCAUUUGGGGGGGCUUUUCUGAAUGGGGGAACAUAUUGCAGGAUGCACAAAUGCAUCCCAUUAGAGUCUCGACCUGCACUGCCCUCUAACUCAGAAGGUCUGGCAUCCCAGCCCUGGGUUUUAUUCAAGUACCAGCAAAAAUGAGGUCAGGGGCUCACUUGCUGGAAGCAAAUAAAGUUAUAGCUGCUGAGAACAUGGGCAUUCCAGAUAGGCAGCCAGAGCUCACCCUGAGGAGGAGGCCUGCAUACAGUCUCCCUCAUGACACAGUCCAACAACCAACUUCCCUCUCCAGCCUCAAAUCCUGGCAGCCGCCCACCGUUUCCCGCCAGACUAACAGCAGGG
This is a messenger RNA of Microtus oregoni (creeping vole), 3614 nucleotides long. RefSeq names its product cell cycle regulator of NHEJ (gene Cyren). Bases 2681 to 3151 code for a protein of 156 amino acids. The transcript is spliced from 5 exons. Gene Ontology annotation, biological process: double-strand break repair via nonhomologous end joining; negative regulation of double-strand break repair via nonhomologous end joining. NCBI's taxonomy places the organism in Eukaryota, Metazoa, Chordata, Mammalia, Rodentia, Cricetidae. The record is from RefSeq and is a predicted model, not a curated record. Gene Ontology annotation, cellular component: nucleus; cytoplasm.